AUGGGAACCAAAUCAGCAGGAAGGAAAAUGUUAGAAAGGGAAGCAAGGAUUGAACCAAAGCAUAAAGCAACUGAGCUGAAAGUUCCAGUAAUAUACUACCUUUCUGGAAAUGGGCAACUUGAGCAUCCACAUCUCAUGGAGGUUCUAAUCUCUUCUCCACAUGGAAUGCUAUGUCUGAAAGAUGUGAUAAAUAGAUUGAGUUUUCUCCGAGGACAAGGAAUGGCCAACAUGUAUUCUUGGUCUACAAAAAGGAGCUACAAAAAUGGGUAUGUGUGGCAAGAUUUGUCAGAGAACGAUUUCAUUUACCCAAGUAGUGGCCACGAGUAUGUCCUCAAAGGAACUCAACUCAUAGAAACUUGUUUGAGCUUUCGAUCCCAUGAAACAAUAUCAACACCAAGCUCCAAAAGUUCCACUGAAACAAACAAUUCUAGCACGGAGUGUGAUUACAAGCUUUGCAUGGCACAGACAUGCAGGGAAUUUUCUAGGAAAGCUGCAAAUGCUUCGACUCAGACUGAGGAGAAGAGUAGGCAGAGGAUGAUGCAAAGGGAUCAAAAUGAAGAGAGUGAAGGAAAUGAUGCAAGGGAGUUAGGUGAGAAUGGGGAUUCUUUGCCAUUUUCUAUUUCUAGUUUUGGAGUGUUGGAAGGGUCUUUGGAGGGUUAUGGAUCUGCAGAUAUCAGAAACCAAAGGGUAGAGAAUGAACGUCCAAGUGGGAGGAUGAAGGCUUCAGAAGUUCUGAUGCAGUUGAUAAGGUGUGGAACGUCUUAA
Gastrolobium bilobum is the source of this 765-nucleotide messenger RNA. Its product is annotated as protein SOSEKI 5-like. The transcript has 3 exons. The coding region runs from base 1 to 765 and encodes 254 amino acids. NCBI's taxonomy places the organism in Eukaryota, Viridiplantae, Streptophyta, Magnoliopsida, Fabales, Fabaceae. The record is from RefSeq and is a predicted model, not a curated record.